Coregonus sp. 'balchen' is the source of this 589-nucleotide messenger RNA. The record is from the annotation of a GenBank genome assembly. Lineage: Eukaryota; Metazoa; Chordata; Actinopteri; Salmoniformes; Salmonidae.
AUGCUGUACUGUUGUGGAAGCAAGGACAAGGAGAAGCAGCGCUCCGACGCUGCAGAGGUGUCGAUAAUUCUACAGAGAGAAAAACCGAAAGAACCGAGAAAGCGCACCUCAACCACUGGAAAUGUACGGAAUAGCGGGAAUACCCUAGUUUCUACCGCCCUCUGGCGUACUCCAGCCCAGUUCAGUAAUCCGGUGAGGUGCCUGGUUUGGGGAGUCGAUUCAACAGGGGUGUGCUGAGCUUUGACUCCCCCCAGCGGAGACGAGGCCAACGGGCCCCGAAACUAGGGCAAAUAGGACGGUCGAAGAGAGGUGAGUGCAGCAGAUGAAGCAAGCAAAAGAUGAGGAACGAGAAUUGAGACGAAAGAAACUGAUCGGCAUAUGACUAAAAUAUAGUCUGACCAGACUAUGAACUUAGUUUAAUUGUUUGAUUCUACAGAAUCAGAUGACCAAUGUAUGUUGAUAAUAACAGUAUUUUUCCCCCGUACUUUAAUAUAUUCCUUUUACAGUGGUGAUAGAGGAUGAGGACUUGGAUGACGUCAUGAACAACAAUGGCCUCCCAAUAUCAGUCGAUAUCUCUCCUGUUGCCUGA